Schistocerca cancellata (South American locust) is the source of this 1875-nucleotide messenger RNA. It is a transcript of the gene emei, whose product is annotated as transmembrane protein 161B. The transcript is spliced from 12 exons. Lineage: Eukaryota; Metazoa; Arthropoda; Insecta; Orthoptera; Acrididae. The coding region runs from base 78 to 1568 and encodes 496 amino acids. The record is from RefSeq and is a predicted model, not a curated record.
CCCAAAUGUAGCAACACUUAAGCUAUAAAAAGCAAACAAACAAGAGACCGUGUUGUCUGCACGCUGUAAAUAGCGAAAUGGCACUCUUCGGCACGCAGCUCGUCAUAACGCUGGUGAUGGUCAGUGUUAUACAGAAGCUUGGACCACAUUAUUCUCUAGCAAGGUGGCUUCUCUGCUCCACAGGGCUCAUUCGCUUCCUGUAUCCCACCGAUGACGAACUGCGGAGAGCUGCCGGAGUCCCUAAGGACAAACCCAAAUUUAAGAAGGGCGGCCGACAUGUGGAGAAUGGCAGAGCUGGUGACACAUUCCACGUUCCGAGGAAUCUGGAUAUUCAGCUAGAAACGGCGAAGGUGUCCUCAUUGGAUGUCGUCCAUCUGCGCUACUACAGUGAGUACCAGUGGUUUGUCGACUUCUCGCUGUACGCUGCUAUUGUUUACAUCUUGACGGAGGUGUACAGUUACUACUUCCCCCUGAAGGAUGAAUUCAACCUGAGCAUGGUGUGGUGCACGCUAGCUGUUGGAUUCUCAUUAAAGUUGCUCCUGUCACUGACCGCACACUACUUCCGCGGCGAGGAGUCGGUCGGGGAGAGGUCGACGGUUUUGGUGACGGCGCUGAUCUACCUCCUGGUGGCGAUGGCGGUGCUGAUUGCGGACGAGCGCACGCUCGAGACGGGGCUGGACCGAGCGUACGCCAGCUUCAACCACAGUGCAUCGCAGUUCCUGCAGGACCAGCACGGCCUCAAGUCCAGAGGGCCUGCUUCACAGCUGAUACUGAAGCUGUCGCUGGCCGUGUGGUGCGGCCUGGUGGGAGCGCUCUUCACCUUCCCGGGGCUCCGCAUGGCCCGUAUGCACUGGGACUCUCUCAGGUAUUCGGCAGAGAAUCGUGUUCUGCGCCUGCUGCUGAACACGAGCUUCGCACUGCCGCUGCUACUGGUGGUGCUGUGGAUCCGGCCUGUGAGCCGAGACUAUCUCACGGGUAGAGUCUUCACCGGCAUGACAGGCCCCUUCAUGACACCAGAACUUUUUGAGACAAUGAGGCUGUGGCUGGUGGUCUUCGCAAUUCUCUUGAGGAUAGUCUUGAUGCCCACGUACCUACAAGCAUACCUCAACAUGGCCUACCAUCGCCUGGAGGAGCAGAAGAAGGAAGCUGGCCGUAUCACCAACACUGAACUCCAGAAAAAGAUAGCGGCUGUGUUUUACUACAUGUGUGUGGUGACUAUCCAGUAUGUUGCUCCGAUCAUCAUGUGCCUCUUCCUGACGAUGAUGUACAAAACACUCGGAGGCUAUACAUGGACUGGGCAGGUGGCACCUGCUACUGGAUUUUCACCUCUGGACAACGCGAAGCCCUCUUCGCCUCUGCAGGGACCGUCCGUGUCCGGCACUGAGGGUGCCGAGUCCAUCAGGCAGUCCGCCCAGGAGUUUGCUCUCGCCCUGAACUCCCUCAAACAGGUGUUCACGACAGAGGUGUUCCGCGGCCUGCUGGGCUUCAUGACCUGGUGGACGUGCUUCGCCUGGUUCUCUACGUCUUCACUCGGCAUGCUGUAUCAGUCCUACUUCAGAUCCACCUAGUACAUCGCCCGCGUACCGAAUGAGUACGAAGAUUGUCACGACGGACGACUUUAGCGAAGGAGGCGUUCCGGCGGCGGGGCAGAUAAGAGAAAUCUGUGUGGUGUGUUACCUCUGACUCAAAUGUAGGCCUCAUUAGUAGCAGCUCGUGCAGUCUCCCGGGCUGCCGACAGAAUGCGAACUGCUCGUUGGCGGAGCAAUGGUGUGUCACCGAGGCUCAUAAUAUAGGUGGUACGAGUGAUGUGCGCACAAGCGAAUGUGGACUUGGGAGUACUGAUAGAGUUCAGUACUGCUACCCUAGUGUUGCACA